Molecule: messenger RNA, 391 nt
Organism: Hyla sarda
Lineage: Eukaryota; Metazoa; Chordata; Amphibia; Anura; Hylidae
Product: epidermal growth factor receptor kinase substrate 8-like
Exons: 3
Biological process (GO): regulation of Rho protein signal transduction; Rho protein signal transduction; positive regulation of ruffle assembly
Cellular component (GO): vesicle; plasma membrane; ruffle membrane
Molecular function (GO): actin binding
Source: RefSeq, a predicted model, not a curated record
AUUGAAAUCUCACAUCCAGAACCCGAGUGCAGCGGAGCUCGUACAUUUCCUCUUCACCCCACUGAGCAUGAUUGUGGAGGCCACGGGAGGCCCAGAACUUGCGCAGAAUGUCCUGACUCCUCUCCUUAUAAAAGACGCCAUCGACUUCCUGCAUUUUGUGCUGAACCCUGAGGAGAAGAAGCUGUGGCUCUCACUUGGUGACACGUGGAGUAAAUCCAGGGUGGACUGGCCUAAAGACCACUUCAUCCCCCCGUACGUCCCCCGCUUCAGGAAUGGCUGGGAGCCACCAUUGUUAAACUUUGGGAACGUCAUGAAAGAUCCAGGACACAAGGUGGAAUCGCUAUCAAGUACCCCCGAACCCAAGCUGGAGCCCCAAAGUUACCCCUCAGAG